Protopterus annectens (West African lungfish) is the source of this 2855-nucleotide messenger RNA. RefSeq names its product tyrosine-protein kinase STYK1-like. Gene Ontology annotation, cellular component: signaling receptor complex. The transcript has 9 exons. The record is from RefSeq and is a predicted model, not a curated record. Gene Ontology annotation, biological process: protein phosphorylation; positive regulation of kinase activity; cell surface receptor protein tyrosine kinase signaling pathway. Gene Ontology annotation, molecular function: transmembrane receptor protein tyrosine kinase activity; ATP binding. NCBI's taxonomy places the organism in Eukaryota, Metazoa, Chordata, Ceratodontiformes, Protopteridae. Bases 146 to 1144 code for a protein of 332 amino acids.
UUGCUUUUAUUUUCUAAUGGAUUAAAAGAACUGCAGAUAAAUGUGCUGAACCAUUUUUUGUGUGCCUUAGUUGGAUGGGUUUUUUCACGAGCCUUUUGUUCCUGCUUCAACCUAACUGCCGUCUUUAGUUAAGGUAUUUCCUCUAAUGGGUCGUGUUCUAUUAGAGUGUAACACCACCGCUGGAAAUCAACAAUGUGGAAAGGGCACUUCUGAAGAGAUAAUUGUUAUCCCCGUCUUGCUGGCAGUUAGUACUGUAAUUGUGGUUGCGAUUAUCCUAUGGAAAAUGUGCAAAAUGAAGAAAGAUAAGGAGAAAACGCCUAUCAUCAUAUUGUCUGAUGGUUCUAUAGAUACUGCCAGUCCCUCUGAAGUGGGAGAGUUCGUGCAGCUAAUAACGUUUCAUACUGCAGUCCGUAAGAAUGACUAUCUGGUCAAAAUGCUGUGGUGUCAGACAGAGGCCCAACCUUUGUACCUUAUACUCGAGGCUAUGAGUCUGGGCAACUUGCUUCAUUUCCUUUGGAAAGUAGCUCAGGUUGAUACAAGCUCUGCUGACUACACAUACAGCUUUACAGAGAAGAAGUUGUAUAACGUUGCUUUGCAAAUUGCGAGUGGACUAGAUUACUUGACUGGAGUACAGAAGUUAAUCCAUGGCUAUGUGGCAACGCAGAGUGUCGUGAUCCAUGAAGAUAUGAGAGUGAAGCUUUGUAACUUGGGAAUAGCAUUUGAUGUAUAUCGAACAGGAAGCCUUUCUUCUAGAAGAGCUGCUACCACUCCAGUUAAGUGGCUUGCACCGGAGAGACUUGCAAAACAGCCAGUCACGGACAAGAGUGAUGUGUGGUCAUUUGGGAUCUUCUUAUACGAACUGGUCACAUUAGGUGCACCACCAUACCCUGAUCUCCAACCUGUUGAUGUCUUCCCUAAACUUCAGAGGGGAUACCGGAUGCAAAAGCCACAACUCUGCAAAAAUUCUCUCUAUGACAUCAUGAAGCAUUGCUGGGAGUGGAAGUCACAUGACCGGCCAAGUUUUGGUAAACUAAUCAAAAGCUUGGAGUCCCUUAUGAGUCAUGCUGACAGUGUGACGCUGCUAACAUCCACAAGCAAACUAGAACUUGCCCAAUACAGACAAAUAGCUGGUGUUUUCGACUAGCGUGUAUAAGAGAACUGCAGUUCCGAAUUUGGUAGAAAUGUGCAGUUACUACUGAAUCCUAUUGCAAAGGAGGACUAAUUCAGUGAGAUUUCACUGGACAAGCAGAGCUCAAAACAAGUGACAGAAUUAAAUGUCAAAGGUGCUCUACAGAUGAAGUACAAGAUGGACUUAUUUAUUUUAUUUUACUAUUUUUUUUAUUUCAACCAGCCAGUGUGAUGACACAAAGUACAAUUUUAUUUGAAACUGUUUUGGCUCCAGUGGAGAGGUCAACUAGGUUUAAAAAGACCAGUAGACGUUUUUGUGAUGGUAUUCUAUAGAAAGGGGGGAUUGAGAGACAUGAAUAAUGCCAAUAACCUUUUAAAAUGCGAGUAAUGUAUAGUAAUCUGAAUUGAGACAUUUCUUGAUGAGCAUUUUUUUGCACUGUAAUUUUCACCAGCAAGGUGCUGAGAAUUGAAAUCUACCAUGACCCAACUCACCAGUUCUAAUUCUGAUUAAUGUUCACAAAAUGUUUUGGAAUGACAUUGGGUAUGUUGGCCUUUUGUUGGCUGUUACAUAAAUUAUCAUGAUAGAAAUACCUGGCUUUGUUCAUGUAAAAAUCUGUUGCUAUCUAUACGUUUACAUAUGUUUAGACUUUAAAUGUGUUCAGAAACCUGAAUUUAAUUAGGGAACAUUAUAAUUUGUCAAGACUAAUGCAAGCUGAAGAUGACAGACACUUAUGGUUUCCUUGUAUUGCCUUCCUGAAUUUUGCCACACCACUGUUUCACAAAAAGGAAGUAUUAGCUUCUCAUUGCAUUUAAAAAGACUGAAGAGCUCUUUUACAAUGACCGUAACUAAAUGCAGUACCCUUGUAUUUGUGAAGCAGAAUGUAUGAGCACUGGUGUAUAUAUAGUUGUGCACAGUAACAUUCAAGAUUUAAAAAGUAUUCAGACCCCUGUCUUAAUGCACAAUAAUUUUGUACUGAAAUAAUGUAAAAGUGGAACUUCAUAGCACUUCAUCUUGAAUAUUGAACACUGCUUUAGGCAAACAAAUUAUUUUUGCUGAUGUGCAAUCAAAAAAUGUUUGACAUGAUGAUCUAGUAUUAGCUGGUAUAAAAACAUCGGAAAUUGUGCAGUACAGGUUUUGCAGCAUUGUUGCUCAUAAAAUGGUAAUGGAUGAGUAGUUUAACAGAGCUCAAAAAGGGAUGCAGUACUUUUGGAAAAAUAUAGUUAAAUGCAGUUAUCCCCUAUUAGUAAUGCUUAUUCUUGGGUUCUUGCAGGUUGCUCAAACAAGAGCAGGCUGCAUAAUUUCAUAAAGCUGUGAAAUAUUGAUAUGUCUAGCAUUUUUAUCUUAAGAGAUGGUACAUUUAGCUCUUUGCUCUAUUUUUAAUAGGUUUGUUUUGAUGCAUCAUUUUCAUUUUGGUUUGGUUUACAGAAUAGUAUGACUAUGAUGUAGAUUUGCAAGUCAGUAAAAAAAAUAGUAAUUCAGACUGAUAGCUAAUGACAUCUGAUAAUUUGCAUUUCUAGCCUGAUUUUGGUAUAUUACCAUUUUAAUUUUCUUUGGCUUCUUUUUCUGUGACCUGUGCUUGCUGCUUAUUAGGGCAUUAUAAUAAAAAUAGAAUAUAUCAUAUAUGUAGAUAACUGAUGCCAUAUAUGUAAAUUAACUGAUAAAGGUACAACUGAUGCUGUUUCCAAAGACAUUAACCUAAUAAAUGCAACCUUUGCUUGUCACAGUA